AGCCAGGGUCUUGUCUACAAGCACAAAACCAACAUGACAGAAUACAAACUGGUGGUGGUUGGAGCUGGUGGCGUAGGGAAAAGUGCCCUGACAAUACAGCUAAUUCAGAACCAUUUUGUAGAUGAAUAUGAUCCCACAAUAGAAGAUUCCUACAGAAAACAAGUAGUAAUUGAUGGGGAAACCUGUCUUUUAGAUAUUCUGGACACAGCAGGUCAAGAGGAGUACAGCGCUAUGAGAGAUCAGUACAUGAGGACAGGCGAGGGCUUCCUGUGUGUUUUUGCCAUCAAUAAUACUAAAUCAUUCGAAGAUAUUCAUCAUUAUAGAGAACAGAUAAAAAGGGUAAAAGACUCUGAUGACGUGCCAAUGGUCCUCGUGGGAAAUAAAUGUGAUUUGCCUUCAAGAACAGUAGACACAAGACAAGCACAGGAACUAGCGAGAAGUUACGGAAUUCCAUUCAUUGAAACGUCAGCGAAAACAAGACAAAGAGUGGAGGAUGCAUUUUAUACACUGGUACGUGAGAUUCGCCAAUACAGGUUGAGAAAGCUCAACACUGAAGAAAAGACAACCAGAUGCGUGGUGUUUAAAUGUGUUGUGAUGGGCGUUGACGACGCUUUCUACACACUAGUCCGCGAAAUCCGAAAGCACAAAGAGAAAAUGAGUAAAGACGGCAAAAAGAAGAAAAAUAAAACCAAGAAAAAGUGUUCGAUUAUGUGAAUAGAAUUUACUGUGGCUCAACUGAAAAAGUAAUACCUGAUUAUUUUUUGUAUUUUUUGUACAUUACACUAAAUUAUUAGGCUUUCUUUUGAUCAGUACUCUUAUCGAAUCUUGCUCAACAGACUGAUUGAUGCCUGUUAAAUGAUGGCGUGGUUUAAAAAUGAUAGGCUGUGCUAUAUUCCCAUCAAAUUCCAUUAUUCCUGGGUGUCAUCAUUCAUUUUGUCAAAAUUGGCAAAACCGGAUCAGUUUGAACAUCGUAAUCCUUUGGGGCUUUGUGCAUGUAUCUAUGCCUUUCUAAAACACAUUUGUCUUUAUUUAUCACGGUGAUAUUUACCAUUCAAGAGUGCCAAUAGCUCGAUAGAUUUCCCUUCUCAAGCAUAAUGUUUACCUGGAAUAUAUUUUAACUGCCUUUCUAUGGUUGUAAAACUUCAGAAUUGCACAUUUUAUAUACAGAUCUGUGCUUUGUUUUGUUAUCAAUGAUAAUUGAUCUUAUUUCUCGGAGUCCCUUUUAGUUGCCUUGACCUCAAAAUGUUUGUUGAUGCUCUGUGAAACUGAAAACUGACCAGUCUCAGACUUUGUAGCGUUUAUAAUGAUAUGGUUUGUCUGAUAUUUGUCACUGGCUUUGACACUGUACUGUUCGUAUUGAGCAGAUAAUAAAAUAAACCAUGCCUGCAAUGAC
Molecule: messenger RNA, 1393 nt
Organism: Callorhinchus milii (elephant shark)
Lineage: Eukaryota; Metazoa; Chordata; Chondrichthyes; Chimaeriformes; Callorhinchidae
Product: GTPase KRas
Exons: 5
Coding region: 34-714 (226 amino acids)
Biological process (GO): Ras protein signal transduction
Cellular component (GO): plasma membrane
Molecular function (GO): GDP binding; GTPase activity; GTP binding
Source: RefSeq, a predicted model, not a curated record